Cladocopium goreaui is the source of this 3429-nucleotide messenger RNA. The record is from the annotation of a GenBank genome assembly. Lineage: Eukaryota; Dinophyceae; Suessiales; Symbiodiniaceae.
AUGCAAGCAGUGCCUCCGAAUUUGCGAUCAUUUCUGUCGUCCAAUGUGAAGAAAUCUGAGAGAGGAUACUGCAUUGGUCAUGAUGCAUUGAAUGAGUUUUGGACCACUCUUUGCACACAGUCCAAUGUAUCUGGUUGGAGACGGUUUUCUCGGUUUUGUCAAUCAACCGCUCGGCAUUUUGAAAUUGUUUCGGACCCUGACACAGCGCCAAGUGAAGAUGAGGUGCUAUACCAUGCAGGAGUGGUAGUCAUGAUUUUGUUUGACCUUCUGGGCAUCAGAGUCCAGCCGAGUGAACUGGAAGAUUUUUUGCAGAGCACUGUUUCUUCGGACCAUGACAGCAUGAGUGAUUCUGAAAUGAUGCCAUUCACAGAUCCGACGGCGGACCACAGUAGUUGUUCUUCCAGUCUUGAAAUCACAGACAAAGGGUCUAAAGAUUGCAGGAUGGUUUCUGGCGGGGAAAUGUUGGAGACACCAGAACCCAUAAACCGUCAGCAAAAAACUCAGAUGCAAAGAGUCUUGCGAAACAAUGUGGGUACGACAAGCAACAUCAGUGUUGAAGGGGCCCAAGGGGAACUUGAUGUGGAGUCUUUGUUGAAACUUCUGAAAGGUAAAGAGCUUGAAAUUGCCAAAUUGCGUUCUCAGAAACGACAGCUGCAACAGGGAUUGCGACGUGCCCAUGACAAAAUCGCAAAGCAGCAGGAAAACUGGACAAAAGAGGUUGAAGUGUUGAGGAGCCGGAGGGACUUUGACAUUGAACGGCGUGAUAGCACAUGGGUUGAUUCUGAGAAAAAGUAUGCCACGCUGCUGACAGACCAUGUUUACAUGGCGACGACUGACGGGGGUGCAAAUGAACAGCUGGCGCGUAGAUUGAUUGCAGCUGAAAUCAUGGACUGCCCAAACAUUUACUAUUUUCAACAAGACUGUUUGGAGCAUGCGCCACACUUGGUAGUCAUGUCAAGUUUGCUUCUCGUCGAUGAGUUUCUGGAAGGGUUUACGAAUUGGAAAUAUUGGUCCUCUUUAGCCAUGUUUUCACACACUUGUCGAGAUCAAGCACGUUCACUGUAUGAAUCCUACUCGAACAAAUUUGGGGCAAAGAGAGCAAAAGAGGCAGUGAAGACUCUUUUCCCACGUCCUGUAUCGCAAAGAUGGGGUCGAAUUCAAGAGCUGGAAGAUCGGAUUAUUAAUGCUGGAUUCUCUGAAUUGGCUGCUUGCGUGUCAGAAGUGUUGACGCGCAAGUGGGUUGAUGCCAAUGAACUUUCUGGAUCUUUGAUGGCUUGCAAAGCUGAAGCUUGGAGUGGCGCUGUAUCUGUCACAGCAACCAUUCGGCAUGCCAAAGUGACAGCCGCCAGUGGUUCUGCCAAACCAGCAGGAGAAGGUGAUGAUACUUCCAAAAAGAGACAGAAACAGAAACAGCCAGCAAAUCCGAAUGAACUCAGCAUUGAAGAGACCAAAGAAUUCACUAUCAAAAUGGGCAAGUGGAGGGCCCGCACUUUAGAAGCCAUUGGGGAUCAGAUGUGGGGCAUGGUUAUUGCAGUCAUGAACCGUACUCGGUCACCGCUCAUUCACAUAUCGAAUGUGUUGAAGCAGAAACAUUCCCUGCAAACCUGUGUUGAGAAAGGGGGGCCAUUGGCCCAGCUUGUCUACGGAAAAGCAGCACUGAUCUUAGAGGAGUUCAGUGAUACUUUGCGAUCAUUGCGAAUUUCUUCGCAGUGGAAUGCAGUGAUUCCUGAGACUGUCAGCGACGAUGACCGUCGAUUUCUGUGUGUGGUGGCUGGUAGAAUGCUUUUACACAAUGCUUCUGGUUUUGAGCGCCGUGUUGUGUGGCCCCUAACCCAAUUUCCUAUGAAGCUGUUGCUUCUGGUCAGAGCCCCGGCAGAUGUCUUCUGCAUUGUUCGGCGCAGGGUUGCUGAAGAAAUCAUCGGAACAGAUGACAAGGAAUUGGAAAUCAAUGCCAAGAAAAUCAAGCACAGAUUCAGAAAGAGUCUUCGAAUAGCUGCUAGUGAUGGGGUACUUCCAUCCCGUCUUUUUUGGCUGGUUAAAGGUAUUGGAAUCAUGAUGAAGAGUGAUGUGCGUGAAAACGAAAGGCUGAACAAGAUGCAAGGGUUGGUUGCAGAGAGGUGUCCAUCCGCUUCAGUAGAUCUACAGAGCUCCAGGUUGCAAUUGAAGUACCUUCUUGGGGAAUCAGGGGAAGGGGCUGGGCAUGCAGCAUCGCAUAGAUGGUCCCAAUUCAGACCAGUUGCUGAGAAAGUGAGACAGCUUUGCUUGCAAUCUUGGGAGGGUCUCAUUGAUGUCCAGUCAGAGCCAACAAGAUUUGCUCCUUCAACCAAAGCCACAAACUGUGUUGCGCCCACAAGGGCAUUGUAUUUGAACAGCGUCAUGAAUCCUCAUGUUCACUGCCAUUCUGUCAGCCAUGCUUGGGCUGCCAGCUACAACAUGAUUGUCCACAGGACUCUGCUUGAACGGAAACAAAGCGAGACUGCCUUGGGGUCUCUUUUUCCGACAGUGAUUAGCAUUGCUACACGGUUGAAGGGCGAACGGUCAUCCACUUUCCGUUUCUUUGUCUCAGCUGAACUUGUUCGCAGGAAACAUAGACUUCUGGAAGUGCAAUGGGACAGAGCUUCAAACAGGAUUCAGUGGUCAUGCUUGAAAGGGUUUAAAGCCUUGUUGAUCCUCAUCAAAGAAGAGUUCGACAGAGUGCGCCAGGGGCACGUGAUUGCGAUCAUGCAUGCAGAGGUAAAGUCUUUUGGCACGUUGGAUGGUUCGGUGAAUUGUGCAACCCUGGGGAAAGUUCAAAACAUUGUCAAAUUGGAACCUCCCUGCACAAAUCUCAUUGAGAAGUGCGGCCACGAGGCAAAGGAUGCACACGAAAAGAGUAGCCACACUGACAUUCCGAAAUCCACUCCACCCAAAUCUGCAUCAGUUUCUUCAGAAGGCCAAGAAGUACAACAAAUGGGUUUGAAUUUGCUGGUCCAAGAAGCAGAACUUGAUGAACAAAACGGAGAACAUGAACAUGAAAAUAUCGAACAGGGGGAUGCGGUUGAGGAUGACUUUCAACACUACUUGGCCAAGGGUUUGGAUACAUGUCAGAUUCAGUAUGAAGAUGAUGAAAUGCUGUCUAAUCUCGCAGAACGGAAGUUUAAAGGCCAAACCAGUGAAGACCUCGUCAAUUCAUAUGAAAAAGCCGUGGCAAUUCAAACCAUUGAGAAAACGGGCAUUGAUUCAGUGGAGCAACAAGCUGCUAUUGAGCACGUGCAACAAUCAUCUAUGAUUGAUCCACUGGGUGCAGCUUUUGAGGUUGCUUUGGCAACGGCUCAGGGGGUUGAUUCAGUUUCAGAAGAAGCCCGGGCUAAGUUGUCUGUGGACACAGGCGAAACCCAAACCGGUUUCUUGCAUUGCAUUUGGUUUGUUGGGUUGUUCGGUCAGUUUUAG